Talaromyces proteolyticus is the source of this 1503-nucleotide messenger RNA. RefSeq lists its product as uncharacterized. Bases 1 to 1503 code for a protein of 500 amino acids. The transcript is spliced from 2 exons. NCBI's taxonomy places the organism in Eukaryota, Fungi, Ascomycota, Eurotiomycetes, Eurotiales, Trichocomaceae. The record is from RefSeq and is a predicted model, not a curated record.
AUGGCCACUAUUCCUGCUGUGCAACAAAUAUCACUCUCACUCAGUCUCGAAAAAAAUGCCAUUGCACAAGCAGCUUCAGCUAGCUCAUCUCGACUGGAGCGCGAUCUGAAAACAAUCCGUGAUUAUGUAGAGCCUAUCGUUGCACCGGCUCAAUUGCCCGUUCCGCUAGAUCAGCGCUUUCCGCCAUUCAGUAUCUCGGUGUCAAGACCGUUUGCCAAGAAGAUUGAAUCUAUCCAUCAAUUGCUCGACCGUGCCCUCGUCAACAUUGUAGAGCGAUGGCAUACGGACUUAGAGGCGAACUUCCCAUCUAGAAUGCCCCUGGAGCCGCAUGAAGAGGAUUUAUUGCGAUGGAUCAGCUCACAAUGUAGUGGUGAUGUAGCCACAAGGACCAUACCGAGGUUCAGCGAGAGAUACGGCAUGUGGAGAACGGAUUUCUUGAUCGAGAAAGGCCAUGAAGCCGAAGCCAAGAUCUGCGAAAUCAAUGCACGCAUACCGUACAAUGGCUUUUUCAUGGCCGGCUUACAUGAGGAGUCGAGUAGGCUACUGGGGGCAGGAAAACUGGGCUUUGAGAUCCCAAAUAAUUAUGAGGUGACUAAAAAAACGAUCAUAGAUUGCUUUGAUCGUUCGAAGCCGCUCUAUCAUAUUCAUAAAAAAUGGCCUGGGGUUGACUCCCGAGUGUUUGGGUGUGAGUACACACAUGCGACCGGGCAGGACAUAGUACACGUUGAGCCGUCGGAGUUACAAAUCCAACAAGACGAGGGCUCGCCAACUGGAUGGAUCCUUUAUUUUCAACCCGCAGAUCCCACCGAGAAAAAACAGAAAAUUGAGCAGUGCACGCUCGAACUGUUUCAAGAAGAACUCCGGGACAUAGAACCACAGAUCCUAAAACAGCUGGCGACGUGCUGUGUGAACGACUUCAGAAAUAUCUUAUUACUACACGAUAAGCGAAUUCUGGGCAUUGUUCAAGAGGAAAUCUCAAACCUCGUGCAACAGAAUAUACUGGAUGCAAAUGAAGCACGAGUACUUCACAAUGGAAUCGCAGAAACCGCCAUUCCAGGAUCAAAAGCUAUGAAGCAAUUACUAGAAAAGUCACACCAAGACCCUCUCCAGCGAUACAAAUACAUAGUCAAGCCAGUGCGAGAUGCUUCAUGUAACGGUAUCCGCCUUGGGGAGCAAUUUGACAAGGAUGAGUGGAUUGCCCUUCUAGAGCGAUUUGCAAGUCACCCAUUACAGCCAAGCGAAGACGCCUACGUCGUGCAGAAAUUGGCUGAUCACUUAUGGUGCGAUAUUGUGCGUCAUGACGUGCAUGCUACACCAAAAGUUGAGAACUUUCACUUGAUCGGUUCUUGCCACAUGAUUAAUUCAAAAUUGUUCGUCUUUGGCCCUUGGAGGAUCGGUCACACAAUUCAUGUCGGUCUCUCAAGUGCGGGUAUGGGAAUUGUGAUGAGUUGUGUGUUGCGCCCGGAUGGACUUGAGCAGCUAGAUGAAAGGAAAGAAGAAUGA